Rhagoletis pomonella (apple maggot) is the source of this 1015-nucleotide messenger RNA. Its product is annotated as antigen 5 like allergen Cul n 1. Bases 1 to 861 code for a protein of 286 amino acids. The record is from RefSeq and is a predicted model, not a curated record. The transcript is spliced from 4 exons. Lineage: Eukaryota; Metazoa; Arthropoda; Insecta; Diptera; Tephritidae.
AUGUCAACAAAAAGUAAUUUUCGUGUUUGUGUGCCCAAAUGGCAAUGGCAGCAGCGGGUGUCAAUCGCCCAACUCUCACUCUCACUGGCAGUGCUGCUGCUGCUGCUGCUGCUACAACAACUGCCUAUGGGCGACAGCAGCUACCAGUAUUCCUGGUGUGAUUCGAGUUUAUGCGAGAAAGGUGUGCGGCAUUUGGCCUGCCGCAAUAAUGGCAACUUCGCCAAGCGCUGCGCUGCCGACGCCAUUGAGCUAGACAUCUCCAACUAUAAGGAUCAGUUUGUGCACGAACAUAAUAAGCGUAGAAAUUUCUUAGCGCUCGGCCUUUUGCCUGGCUACUUUCCCGCUUCUCGCAUGGCUACUAUGGUUUGGGAUGAUGAGCUGCAAUUUUUGGCAUCAUUAAAUCUACGCACCUGCAUACUGGAUCAUGAUUCAUGCCAUACAACCUACCGUUUUCAGUAUUCUGGUCAAAAUCUAUGCGGUGUUGUACGCGAUCGCAAUCCGAAUGUGAAUGUGAGUGGUAUUAUCGAGGAAGUGAUGGGACUGUGGUUCGAUGAAUAUCCACUCAUCGACAGCAGUUAUAUACGGAGAUUCCGGGUCACAAAAUAUUUCGAAGACUAUGGCCAUUUUGCCGAAAUUGCUGUCGAUCGUAAUACCCAUCUGGGUUGUGGUAUAAUACGUUUCACCCGCCCCGAUGUACCCUACGUCUAUAUCUAUAAUAUGGUUUGCAAUUAUGCAUCGAUUUAUGCAUUGGAUACGCCGGUGUACACAGUGGGCCAACCCGGUUCGCGUUGCUUGACGGGCAAAAAUCCCUAUUAUCCUGGCUUAUGCUCGGUGAAUGAACAAAUCAAUCCGAAUUAUUAAAAUUUAGUGAUUUAUUGUAAUAGUAUGUAUGUAUGUAGCUAUGCACAUAAAUAUUUAUAAUACUUAUUUUACUACUAGUAAACCAGAUAAAAAUGUAAAUAAAUACUUAAGCAAUAAAUUUAAUAGUAAUUUGCCUAUAAAUGGCAAAUAAAUG